This is a messenger RNA of Clonostachys rhizophaga, 891 nucleotides long. NCBI's taxonomy places the organism in Eukaryota, Fungi, Ascomycota, Sordariomycetes, Hypocreales, Bionectriaceae. The record is from the annotation of a GenBank genome assembly.
AUGGCGUCUUCCAGUGUCUGGUUAAUUACGGGUGCCUCCCGAGGGCUCGGUUUCGAGAUCGCCAAAGCGGCGUUGCAGGCAGGCCACACGGUUGUAGCAGGUCGGCGCAAUUCCGGCCAAGACGAUCCCCGAGCAGCCGAGUUACAGUCCCUGGGCGGCCACUGGAUCAAUCUCGAAAUGGCUGGCGAACAUGUCGAAGCGAGGAUUGCGGAAGUGGCAGCAAAGUACGGGAAAAUCGAUGUGCUGGUCAACAAUGCUGGCUACGGUUUAGGUGGGGUUGCAGAGGAUAUCGGCUAUGAGGUCCUAAGUGUCCGGCGUUCCAGCAUACAAUUAUACCGAGACAUCAUAGAAGUCAACGUUAUUGGCGUCAUCCGAGCCUGCCAAGCUGUCACUCCCAUCAUGCGCAGCCAAGGUCAAGGGACCAUUGUCAACAUCGGAAGCCUCAGUGGCAUCAUUGCAGAGCCCGGAGUCAAUGCAUAUGCCUGUAGCAAGCACGCUUUGGAAGGUUUCACAGAAAGCUUCUCCAAAGAAGUAUCUGCUUUCAAUAUUCGUACGCUACUAGUAGAGCCCGGGAAUAUUGACACGGACGUGGCGGAUGUCACCAAAACCGGCAUUGAGGUCCCCAGAAGUGAACCUUAUCAAGGAUCGCCAGCAGAUAUAAUCCUGAAGACCUUAACGAACGCUGAACUCCUCAAGUCCAUCUCCGCCUGUCCCAUCAAAACAGCCUUGCGUAUUGUCGAGGCUGUAGAUAAGACAGGCAUGUUUGUCGGGCGAGAUGUGAAGCUGAGGUUGCCACUGGGCAAGGAAGUUCAGGACAUCCUCGACUGGGGGAAUGAGUUGGUAAAGACUACUGACAGCUUGAAAAAUGUUGCCAAUAGUGUCUAUAAUUGA